Messenger RNA from Asparagus officinalis (garden asparagus), 1736 nucleotides. RefSeq lists its product as uncharacterized. Lineage: Eukaryota; Viridiplantae; Streptophyta; Magnoliopsida; Asparagales; Asparagaceae. The record is from RefSeq and is a predicted model, not a curated record. The coding region runs from base 31 to 1623 and encodes 530 amino acids. The transcript is spliced from 3 exons. Gene Ontology annotation, molecular function: hydrolase activity, hydrolyzing O-glycosyl compounds.
GUCACAUUUCUCCUACUCUGUUCUUAAACCAUGAAGCUCUCUCUCUUUCACACUUCUCCCGCCCUCCUCUUCAUCAUCCUUUUCCAAACUCUAAAUCCACAGCCAACAUCAGCUUAUCUCUCGACCUCAGGCCGAUGGAUCGUCAACGAGUCGGGUCAACGUGUCAAGCUCGCGUGCGCCAACUGGCCGUCUCAUUUGGCACCUGUCCUCGCCGAGGGGCUCAGCAAGAGCCCAUUGGAUGCCAUAUCAAAGUUAAUAGGCUCAAUGGGGUUCAACUGUGUUAGGCUCACUUGGCCGCUCUACCUUGUUACUAACUCCUCUUACGCCAAGCUCACCGUUCGUCAGUCCUUCCAAGGGCUCGGGCUCAAUGUAUCCCUCGAUGGAUUGACUAGAAACAACGGUUGGAUCUUGGAUAAGAUGCUCAUCGAAGCGUACCAGGCUGUGGUGGCCAAUCUUGGGAGCAACAAUAUAAUGGUAAUACUAGACAAUCACAUAACUCAGCCCGGCUGGUGCUGCGACAACAAUGACGGCAAUGGCUUCUUCUGGGACCGGUUCUUCAACCCUCACGAAUGGCUCGCUGGACUCUCUCGAAUGGCGAGACUUUUUAACGGAGUCACCAAUGUCGUCGGCAUGAGCCUAAGAAAUGAGCUCAGAGGUCCAAAACAAAACGUUCCGGUUUGGUACGAGUACAUGCCAAGGGGCGCCGAGGUAGUCCACCAAGCAAACCCCAACGUUCUCGUUAUACUCUCAGGACUCAGCUUUGAUAAUGACCUCAGCUUUCUGUCAAACCACGAAGUCAAGCUCUCGUUUUCCAGCAAGCUUGUCCACGAGGUGCACUGGUACGCGUUCUCAAAUACCGAUACUUGGAGCAAUCAGAAUGCCAAUGAUGCUUGCGGUUCUAUAACAUCCAAUAUAAUGAGGAAAGCAGGGUUCAUAUUAAGCAAGGGAACUCCGUUGUUUAUGAGCGAGUGGGGAAUCGAUCAAAGGGGAGGGAAGAGGAAUGACAACAGAUAUUCGAGCUGUGCUCUCGCAGCUUUAGCUGCAAUGGACCUUGAUUGGGCUCUUUGGGCAUUGCAAGGGAGUUAUUAUCUUAGAGAAGGCAUUCUCGAUGAGGAGGAGGUUUACGGUGCUAUGAAUUUAGAUUGGUCUGGACCCAGGAAUGCUACCUUCCUACAUAGGCUUGCUUCUAUAAAAUCUCCCUUCCAAGGUCCAGGACUCAACAAUCCACUCAACAAAGUGCUCUACCAUCCGAAAACUGGGUUGUGCAUCGUCCAGGACAGUUCAACUAAUUCGUUGCUGCAUUUAGGCCCUUGUGACUCACCGAGAGGCUGGAAAUACAAUGGUCAAAACAUCCAGCUCGUGAAUUCAGACUUGUUCAUAAAAGAAUCAGGUGCAGGCCAACCGGUGACGCUCACCAGCUUCGCUGAUAACGAUAGCUUCAAAUGGAAUCUGAUAUCAAACUCGAAAUUGCACAUCUCUUCGCAGACUAAUCUGUGCCUGGAUAUUGGCUCUGAUGGCAACACUCUCAUUACUAAUCCAUGCAACUGCAUUAGUAGAGACAAGAACUGCGAUCCUGAAGGUCAAUGGUUCAAGAUGGUUCCAAGCAACAGACCAGUGCAGUAAUGACUUGAGAAAUUAGAGGGUAGGGAUGGAAAUAAAUAAUUGUUAGAGGAGAAAAAUCAAUGAAAAUUCCGAUAAAGUAUGAUUUUUAUGUGCAUGUAUCUCAAUCUCUGUUA